This is a messenger RNA of Cooperia oncophora, 1626 nucleotides long. The record is from the annotation of a GenBank genome assembly. Lineage: Eukaryota; Metazoa; Nematoda; Chromadorea; Rhabditida; Trichostrongylidae.
AUGAAGAAGUGCGGCCAAGAAAUGAACGAUAUUGAGGAAGAGAAUGAAAGCUCGUCGUCGGAAAACGGCAAAACCCUCGAUGCCUUUGCUGUGGAUACUACAGAAGAAAGCGACGGCUUCUGUCCUCCGGUGGUUGAGAACUCUUGCACGAAAAGGCGUUCAACCUAUGAAGAUAGUGAUGGUGAUAAUGAAGAACUUGUCGAAGAAGAACCUGCGUCUUACUUUUCUGUUCCUACUUUUAUUCUUGAUGAGAAGAUCGAUGGGAGCGACAGCACCGUCUUUUUCGACACAUGUCCCUCUCAAAUCAAAGAUUUUCCUGUUCGCUCAGGUGCUUGGCAUACGGUAAGCCUAUUUUGUAGUUUUAACACAACUAUGUUUUGUAACUAUCAAAUUUCCAUUGGGUUUGUAUCGUAUUUCGCUGGCUUCAGAUCUCAAGUGUCGAUUGUUGGUCAAUUUCAGAACGAGCUGACAAAGACUGGAUUCAUUUAUGCCAAAGAGUUGUUCGCCUGGUUUCAAACGAUGGAAAUGCGGUUGGGUUACUCGCUACAUAUCGCCCAGCAUGAAUACGUCUUCGAAAAUAGCCUUGCCUUUUUCCCGUUCUACCCAAUGACUAUAAGAAUCCUUUCAAUGGCCUGGGCAACUCCAUUCGUUCAUUUUGGUUUUAUACAUGUUUCUUCUGCAUUGCUGAUAUCGGCGGUCGCAAUUAACUUGGGUUGCUUCCUUAUUGCGGCAGUACUUCUGUACCGGAUUGUGCUGCGAGUUUCUCGUUCUGUGAAGCAGGCAGUCAUUGCUGUGCUGAUAUUUUCGGCUAACCCUGCUUCAAUAUUCUUCUCAGCUGCCUACACAGAAUCGCUCUACUGCAUGCUUACCUUCGCCGGUAUAUGCGUACUGCUCGAGGAUCGCCCAUCGUUUUUUAUCCGGUAUCUUGGUUCUCUCCUCUGCUUUGGUCUUGCCUACGCUACACGUUCGAAUGGAUUGAUUAAUAUUGGAUACGUUGGCUUCUUCUGCUUGAUCGACUUCUUGCUUAACGUGGACCAUGAACAUCCCCGGCGACGUCGUGUGAUAUUACGAAGACCUAUCACAGUUAUCAUUUCACGUGCGACGGCAUUUAUAAUGCGCAUGAUUCUCGCUGUAUUAUCCAUCGCUUUACCUAUAUUUGUUCAUGGACGUCGUCAGCAGAUUGCCUUUUGUUCACAGUCAUCUGCAUCAAGUGUUCCAUCCACCCUUCAACGAUUUGCCACCGAGCAUCAGUUGGUCACGGUUGGGCGUACUGAUGUUAUCGACUGGUGCAAAAGUUUAUGGCAUCUUCUGGCCGAAGGCGGUGAUCAUGUACCGUACACUCUUCAUGCGAUGUUUAUGGCCCUUGGAGCAUUAUUUGUAUAUAACGCAGAGGUCCUGACGCGAAUGUUGUUCUCCAGUUCGCCAUUUCCUUAUCUCGUCCUUGCACGAUGGAUAUCUGAUAUCACACCGCAGGUACGGCUCUCGGAUCUUUUUGUGCCGCAGCCACUUCCGUUUCUCACUUACUUCUGUCGUCGUGGACUUCCAGAAUUUCUUCUCUAUCUCUAUCUUAUGGUUUACUUGAUAUUCGGUACAACGAUGCAUGCCAUGUGGUUGCCAUUCACUUAA